This is a messenger RNA of Hordeum vulgare subsp. vulgare (domesticated barley), 539 nucleotides long. Its product is annotated as acyl carrier protein 1, chloroplastic-like. The record is from RefSeq and is a predicted model, not a curated record. Bases 1 to 438 code for a protein of 145 amino acids. NCBI's taxonomy places the organism in Eukaryota, Viridiplantae, Streptophyta, Magnoliopsida, Poales, Poaceae. Gene Ontology annotation, molecular function: acyl carrier activity. The transcript has 5 exons. Gene Ontology annotation, biological process: fatty acid biosynthetic process.
AUGUCCGCCCCCUUCGUCGCCAUGUCCGUAUCGGUCGUGUUCUCCGCGCAUUGGGUCCAGGUAAGCAGCAGCAGCAGCCGGCGGCGGUGCGCGGCGUGCUUCUCGAGGCAGAGCUUCCCGUCGAUCUCGAUCCGGCCGGCUCCGCCCAAGCGCCUCCUCAACCUGGCCUGCUCGGCCAAGCAAGACACCAUUGACAAGGUGUGUGGGAUCGUCAAGAAGCAGCUGGCCGUCGCCCAAGACACCCUCGUCAACGGGGACACAAAGUUUGCCGACCUCGGCGCAGAUUCCCUUGACACGCAUUAUUCGACAAGGCAAAAGAAUGGAUGGUUAUAUACCUGCUCAUUUUACAGCCAUCGCCUAUGCUCUCCCGCCCUCUUCGAUGAGGCGACGUCUCCCUGCUCUUUCCAUGGCAUGACGGCAGUGCACUGCAUCGUCUAAAGCACCCCCAUGCUGCCCCUGGUUCGAUUCCUCCCAAGAGCGGAUUUGCGCCAAAGGGCAACUUUUCUUGCUCACGCGGAUAACGGUCACUAGCUGCUCCA